UUCCCAAGCUUAUAUUCUUUCUUUCCCUUGUCCUGUCUCUUUUCAACUUUAAUUCGUUUUGAUUUUAGGGUUUCAGAUCUCUUCUUCUCAGUAACCAAACAGGGCAGUUGAUUUGAGAUGUCGAGGUUCCAUGUUGGUGGAAAAGUAGUGGACAAAGUCGAUUUGCUUAGAAAGAAACACGCAGCAUGGCGAUUAGACGUUUGGCCUUUCGCAAUGCUCUAUCUCCUUUGGUUAACUAUGGUAGUUCCCAGCAUAGAUUUCGUUGAUGCAGCCAUCGUCUUGGGCGGCCUUGCUGUCACACACAUAUUGGUCUUGCUUUUCACCACAUGGUCGGUUGAUUUCAAGUGCUUUGUUCAAUAUAGCAAGGUUAAUAAUAUUCGCCUUGCUGAUGUCUGCAAAGUUACUCCGGCGAAGUUUUGUGGUUCGAAAGAGGUAGUGCCGCUUCAUAUUCGUAAGCAGGCAACAAGUUCUUCAUCUGCGAAAGAUGUGGAGGAGAUUUACUUUGAUUUCAGGAAGCAGUGUUUCAUCUAUUCUGAGGAGGAGGAUACCUUUUGCAAGCUUCCGUAUCCUACGAAGGAAACAUUUGGCUAUUACCUAAAAUGUUCUGGCCAUGGUUCUGAUGCUAAAGUUCUUGCUGCAACUGAAAAAUGGGGCCGGAAUGUAUUCGAAUAUCCACAACCUACUUUUCAGAAAUUAAUGAAAGAGCAUUGCAUGGAGCCCUUUUUUGUCUUUCAGGUCUUCUGUGUUGGUCUUUGGUGUCUGGAUGAGUAUUGGUAUUACAGUUUGUUCACCUUAUUCAUGCUGUUCAUGUUUGAGUCAACAAUGGCAAAAAGUCGGUUGAAGACUUUAAGCGAGUUAAGACGUGUUAGAGUGGACAGCCAGACUCUAAUGGUGCAUCGAUGUGGGAAGUGGGUAAAACUUUCUGGAACAGAUCUAUUGCCUGGAGAUGUUGUCUCCAUUGGUCGGUCAUCUGGUCAAAAUGAAGAAGAUAAGUCUGUUCCAGCAGACAUGCUUAUACUAGCUGGAAGUGCUAUUGUGAAUGAAGCCAUUCUCACAGGCGAGUCUACUCCCCAAUGGAAGGUGUCUAUAGCAGGCAGGGGAAUUGAGGAGAAGCUAUCUGCCAAACGUGACAAGAAUCAUAUGUUGUUUGGUGGGACUAAAAUAUUGCAGCACACAGCUGAUAAGAGCUUCCCCCUGAGAACUCCAGAUGGUGGGUGUUUGGCUGUAGUUCUGCGCACUGGGUUUGAAACAAGUCAAGGGAAACUUAUGAGGACAAUUUUGUUUUCUACAGAGAGGGUUACUGCUAACAGCUGGGAAAGUGGCCUCUUUAUCUUAUUUCUUGUUGUAUUUGCAAUAAUUGCGGCUGGGUAUGUACUUAAAAAGGGGCUGGAAGAUCCUACGAGAAGCAAAUACAAGCUCUUCCUCAGUUGUUCUCUUAUUAUUACUUCUGUGAUUCCCCCAGAGCUACCAAUGGAAUUAUCAAUAGCUGUUAAUACAUCCUUAAUCGCCCUUGCACGCCGUGGAAUAUUUUGCACAGAGCCUUUUCGCAUCCCAUUUGCUGGAAAGGUUGACAUAUGCUGUUUUGAUAAAACUGGAACACUGACAUCUGAUGAUAUGGAAUUCUCUGGAGUUGUUGGGUUAAAUGACAGUUCAGAAUUAGAAUCUGAUAUGACUAAAGUUCCUUCCCGCACUGUUGAGAUUUUGGCUUCUUGUCAUGCCUUGGUAUUUGUAGACAACAAGCUGGUAGGUGAUCCUCUUGAGAAGGCUGCACUAAAAGGAAUUGAUUGGAGUUAUAAAUCUGAUGAGAAGGCUAUUCCAAAAAAAGGUAGUGGCAAUCCUGUGCAGAUUGUGCAGAGGCACCAUUUCGCAUCGCACCUGAAGCGAAUGGCAGUUGUUGUUCGUGUCCAGGAGGACUUUUUUGCUUUCGUCAAGGGUGCACCUGAGACUAUCCAAGAUAGACUCAUUGAUUUGCCUCCAACAUAUGUUGAAACCUACAAGAAAUAUACACGCCAAGGGUCCCGUGUGCUGGCCCUUGCUUACAAGUCUCUUCCAGAUAUGACAGUUAGUGAAGCUAGAAGCAUGGAGAGAGAUACUGUAGAGUGUGGCCUUACAUUUGCUGGUUUUGCGGUAUUUAACUGUCCUAUUAGAGCAGACUCUUCCACUGUUCUAUCUGAAUUAAAGAAUUCUUCACAUGAUUUGGUGAUGAUAACUGGUGACCAAGCCUUAACAGCUUGCCAUGUUGCUGGCCAAGUUAAUAUUGUAUCAAAACCAGCAUUGAUUCUUGUUGCUGUGAAGAAUAGUAAAGGAUAUGAGUGGGUAUCACCGGAUGAAACAGAGAGGAUUCCCUACAGUGAGAACGAGGUUGAAGCUUUAUCUGAGACUCAUGAUCUUUGUAUUGGAGGAGACUGCUUUGAAAUGUUACAACAGACUUCUGCUGUUCUAAGAGUCAUUCCUUUUGUUAAGGUUUUUGCAAGAGUUGCUCCGGAACAGAAAGAACUGAUCAUGACCACUUUCAAGACAGUGGGAAGGUUGACUUUAAUGUGUGGCGACGGGACCAAUGAUGUUGGAGCUCUUAAGCAGGCCCAUGUAGGUGUUGCUCUAUUGAAUGCAGUGCCUCCAACUAAAAGUGAGAGCUCAUCGGGAACAUCUAAAGAUGAAAACACAAAGGCAUUGAAGUCAAAGAAAUCUAAGCCCACUGUAGAAGCAACGGGCAAUUCAGAAGCCUCUUCAAAAGGAAAGGUAGUCCCCAGAUCAGAAUCUAGCAACAAUGCAACCAGUAACCGGCAUCUUAAUGCUGCAGAGAAGCAUCGACAGAAGCUGAAGAAGAUGAUGGAUGAGCUGAAUGAGGAGGGUGAUGGUCGCUCUGCUCCUAUUGUCAAACUGGGGGAUGCCUCAAUGGCAUCACCAUUUACUGCAAAGCAUGCAUCAGUUGCCCCAACCACUGACAUAAUUCGUCAAGGACGCAGCACCCUUGUGACUACCCUUCAAAUGUUCAAGAUACUCGGCCUUAACUGCCUUGCUACAGCCUAUGUUUUAAGUGUGAUGUACUUAGAUGGUGUCAAGCUGGGUGAUGUUCAGGCAACUAUUAGUGGUGUAUUUACAGCUGCAUUUUUCCUGUUUAUCUCACACGCUCGCCCACUACCCACCCUUUCAGCUGCACGGCCCCACCCGAAUAUUUUCUGCUCCUAUGUCUUCCUUUCUCUCAUGGGACAGUUUGCUAUGCACCUGUUAUUCUUGAUCUCUUCUGUGAAAGAGGCUGAGAAACACAUGCCUGAGGAAUGCAUUGAGCCAGAAUCAGAGUUUCACCCUAAUCUAGUGAACACAGUUUCAUACAUGGUGAGCAUGAUGCUUCAGGUAGCAACAUUUGCAGUGAACUACAUGGGUCAUCCUUUCAACCAGAGCAUCCCUGAAAACAAACCAUUCUUGUAUGCUCUUGGAGCUGCUGCCGGUUUCUUUGUGGUUAUAACUUCUGAUCUAUUUAGGGAUUUGAAUGAUUGGUUGAGCUUGGUUCCUUUGCCUGUGGGAUUGAGGGAUAAGCUCUUGCUAUGGGCUCUACUAAUGUUUCUGUGCUGCUAUGCUUGGGAGAGGUUGUUAAGAUGGGCAUUCCCUGGUAAAAUCCCAGCUUGGAGGAAGCGCCAACGUGUGGCUGCUGCUAGUUCUGAGAAGAAGCUGGUCUAAGUGAACAGAGAAUUCUCCCUCUACUAAUGAUUUUGGAAAAGGAUGACACCGGUCAGAUUAUUAUAUUUAGUGAAUUAGCUCAAGAUAUGCAACUCCUCUUUUUUUUAAUUUGAUAUUUGUUAAAUCAUGUUUUGCUUAAUCCUUUAGGACGUGGAAUCUGUUAAAUGGUAUUUUGCUCAUAGAAUGAGGAGGUUAUUCUUUAGGAAAGCAUAAACUUUGAUUUUGUUAUUUUUGCAAAGCCGACUUGAAAGAAUAGUUGUUUCAACACUUAAAGAAAAACAAAUUGUAGUUGAGCUCAUAAGCCAUAGUUUGAUUAGAUUUAUUGAAUUCUACCAAGUUGGAUACAGAAA
This is a messenger RNA of Gossypium raimondii (Peruvian cotton), 4028 nucleotides long. Its product is annotated as probable manganese-transporting ATPase PDR2. Gene Ontology annotation, biological process: intracellular calcium ion homeostasis. The record is from RefSeq and is a predicted model, not a curated record. The transcript has 22 exons. Gene Ontology annotation, molecular function: P-type ion transporter activity; ATP binding; ATP hydrolysis activity. Gene Ontology annotation, cellular component: endoplasmic reticulum membrane. The coding region runs from base 118 to 3678 and encodes 1186 amino acids. Lineage: Eukaryota; Viridiplantae; Streptophyta; Magnoliopsida; Malvales; Malvaceae.